Anopheles merus is the source of this 1165-nucleotide messenger RNA. Its product is annotated as F-box/SPRY domain-containing protein 1. NCBI's taxonomy places the organism in Eukaryota, Metazoa, Arthropoda, Insecta, Diptera, Culicidae. Gene Ontology annotation, cellular component: synapse; SCF ubiquitin ligase complex. The transcript has 5 exons. The record is from RefSeq and is a predicted model, not a curated record. The coding region runs from base 185 to 961 and encodes 258 amino acids. Gene Ontology annotation, molecular function: protein binding. Gene Ontology annotation, biological process: proteasome-mediated ubiquitin-dependent protein catabolic process; synapse assembly involved in innervation.
GAACAGACUGUAAAUAUCUACGUAUAAAACAUUGGAGCUCGGGAAUAACAAUGAGGACUAGCUCAAUCGUCCGCUGUGAACUUGCUGAUCAAGUACAAGAAACUUGUUUUGCUACAGUGUUUUUUAACAAUAGUUUUGUAAGGCAAUUGUGCUGCUUAAGAUCGAUAUUACUAGUGUGCAUGCGAUGGAAGAGGAUUUGAUGGAAUACGCUCCUAACAUUCCGGAUAAUGUAUUGGAGCUAAUAUUUUCCUUUCUGAAGCUGCAGGAUCUACGUAACUGUACAUUAGUUUGCAAAAGCUGGUACCGAUUCUUCAGCGAUGAAAACAAUGAAGUUUGGCGCGCACAAUGUUUGCAAAAAGUUCCCGCUGAGGCGUUUAAAAACGAUCUUUUGACUGUUGUGCCGACGUACAAAGCUAAACUGCGAGCAUAUUUCCACGCCUGGAAUCCGUUUGAUUGUAGUCGCCACGUAUAUAUCAAGCCAAAUGGGUUUACCCUUCACAGAAACCCUGUGGCACAAAGUACGGACGGUUCCAGAGGGAAAAUUGGAUUUAAACAUGGCAGGCAUGCCUGGGAAGUACGGUGGGAAGGUCCACUUGGCACGGUAGCAGUUGUUGGAAUUGCUACCAAGGAUGCCGCUAUUCAAUGUCAUGGAUAUUAUGCUUUACUUGGUGCUGACGAUCAAAGUUGGGGAUGGAAUCUGGUAGAUAAUUUGUUACUUCACAACGGAGACGCCCAUGGUAUAUACCCUCUUCUGAAUAAUGCCCCUAAAUAUAAGGUAGGAGAAAGAAUACGUGUAAUACUAGAUUGCGACGAAAAUACUUUGUCUUUUGAGAAAAACUAUGAAUUUCUUGGAGUUGCAUUUACAGAUUUACCGGAAAAAAAUUUCUAUCCGACUGUUGCUGCGGUGUAUGGAAAUACGGAAAUUUCGAUGGUAUAUUUGGGCGCUCCAUUAGAUGGAUAAAUGGGCUUUAAACGACAGUUUCACAGCACACUAUUUUGGAAACUUCAGUGCGAGUAUUUAUUGAAUAUCGCUUUAGUAUUAUUGUUGUAACUAGUCAAAUAAUUUUUUGGAAUCUGCGUUUCGUGACCAGAUAUUAGCUAUUAUUUAUAUAAAGGUUUUAUUGUAGAUGCAGUCCAAUAAAAUUCCAUUUAUAUUUAUUUUAAA